Molecule: messenger RNA, 4304 nt
Organism: Hydra vulgaris (swiftwater hydra)
Lineage: Eukaryota; Metazoa; Cnidaria; Hydrozoa; Anthoathecata; Hydridae
Source: RefSeq, a predicted model, not a curated record
UGUAAGACAAUACGGUCUUGAUUUUGCAUUACUGUUAUAGGAAUCCAAAGAAUUCAUUAAAAUAUGCAUGUUAUGCAAAUGUUUUUUUUAAAAUGUGUUAUUAUUUUAAUAACUUCCUCUCGUAAAUUGAAUAGUAAUAUCGAUGAAGAGCGCUGCACCUUUGCCUCCAAGUUCUCUUAAAAAUGAUUUGAAUGAAAAUAUUUCAAGUUUAAUAAACAACCAAAAUAUAGUUUUUUCAAGCGAUGCCCUUGUUUAUGUUUUAAAAGAAAAGACUUGGUCUCCAGUUGCUGAGAGUUUUUCAAAAAUAUGUCUGUUGCAGACAGAGCCUAGUACGUUUAAGGUGGUGGUCCUGGAUGUGCAGCAUAUGGUACUACAAUCUGUUGUGGAUGCUUUUGUAAAUGUCAAAAUUAAGGAUACAUUUGUUAAAUGGAAAAGUGAAAAAACAACAAUUGGUGUUCGCUUUACUAAUAAAAGUUCUGCAUGUUCUUUUUAUCAGCACAUUGAAAAUAUUGUUGGUAUCAUAAAUGAAAAGAAAAGUUUUUACUUGAAUGUUACACUACCAUCAGGAAAAGUUCAACAAGUCAAAGUUUUUUUAGGCAUGAAACUCAGUUCAAUACUUAAAAAUAUAUGUUUAUCUGCCGACCUUGAUCCUGAUAAAUAUAGGCUAGUUGAUUCAAAAGGAGCAAUGAUUGCAAAGUUAGGUUGUAUAACUGAAGAGUUCUCUAAUAAAAGUUUUAAAAUUGUGAAUGUGAAAGAUUCAUUAAAAAAGCAAAACAGUAUUGGAUCACAAAAUAGCAGCAGUAGUGUAUCUGAUGAUUACCCAGGGGAGUUUUAUAUUAAUUUGGAAGAUUCUAAUUGGAUUGGUUUUUUUAACGUCGCUAAUAUUCUAAAAAGUGAAUUACAAAACUCUUCUAUUCAAAACCUUAUUUUAUCAUUUGUGAAAGAGAGAGGGGGGUAUUCUUACUUAAGAAAGGUAAAUGAUCACAAAAUGUCUCAUGAUAUCAUAGAUGAUCUAAAUGAUCUUGCUGGACAAGUGCAUGCAAUCAAUGACAGAUCAGAAUUAUACCGCUUUGUCCCAAACACUGUAGGUUCUUCAUCUAUAGAUGAUGGAAAGAAGACUAGUAAAAGACCAGCACCUCCACCACCGGAGUCAAAAGAUCUAGUAAAAUCUGAAAAGAUUUCUGAAUCCAAUUUUUCUAAUAAGACAAUAGACACAGCUUCUCAAAAUAGUUCAAGUCCAAAGUUGCUUAAUAAAUCUAAACGUCAUGCACCAUCUGUUCCAUCUAGCCCUGUUGUUUCUGUUCAAUCUAUAUGCUCAAAUAAAAUUGUUGAACCUGCAAAAAGUAGUGAAAAUUUUGUAAAGUCUAUUUCAUCAAGCCCAGUUCCACCAAUUCGUACAAUAAAUUCUAAUAAAAACAUGGAGCCUGCAAAAAUUAAUGAAGCAGUUGUUAAAUCCAUUUUGCCAAGCCCUGUUCCUGCAACUCGGUUUAUCAACUCUAAAAAAAGUUUAGAAUCAACAAAAGACACUGUUGUGAAAGACACUGUUGAGAAUGACACUGUUGUGAAAGACACUGUUGUGAAAGACACUGUUGUGAAAGAUACUGUUGUGAAAGACACUGUUGUGAAAUCAUUAAGCCCUGUUGCACCUAUUCGUUCUAUUAACUUUGAUAAAAAUAUUCAACUUCAAAAAAUACCAGAAACUCUUGUAAAAUCUCCUAUAACCACUCAAUCCCAAAGGUUUGUGAAAAAAUCAUCAGAAGGAGAUAAACCUCCCCCUUUAUUUGUUCCUCCACCACCACCUCAAGAGCCACCGCCAGAUGAUUAUUCUUCUCCAGAAGAUGAAACUCCUCUAUUGAACAGCAGCACCUUAAAUCAAGUAGAAACAUGUAAUGCUUGUAUUGGUUCUAAUGAUGAUCAUAAUGUUGAAUGUAUUUUAAAUUCUGAUGCAAAUGACACUGAAAAAGAUGUUUCUGCGAUUUCAGACGAAAUAUAUGAUUUGAUUCCAGCACAAAGUAACACACAAAAUAACCCAGAUAUCAGUUUUGAAUCAGAAAUUCUUUCUGAAAUUGCUGAAGUCUCUGAACAAAGUGAUGGUGAUGAUGACAUUACAUGUGAUAGAACUGUUGACCAUAUUUGCUGUGAAUCUAAAUCUGAUUUCAAAUUAGUUUCGUCUUUAUCUAAUACACAUCAACAAAAUGUUGAGAGCCAAGAUUUAUUUGUUAUUUCAAAAAGAGAAAAAGAAUACAGAAAGGAUGAUUCUUCUGGAAGUGUAUUGGAAAAUUCUGGUUCCAACAGAAAGGAAGAUUCUUCUGAAAAUGUAUUAAAGAAUCCAGGUAAAAACACAGAAAAUGUUAUGUGCGCCAUAGAGUUUCCGAAAAGCAUUGAAAAAAUUAAAAAUAGUUCCUCAAAAAUACCACCCAGUGGUUUGUAUUCCAUGUUGAAAAGAAAAUCAGUUGGAAUUUCCGAUGUAAACCAGAGUAUAUCUUUAGACAAUGUUGAUGAUGAUAUUGACAAAUUGUCUACUUUAAAUGGUAAAGCCGACUCAUCUUCUGAAUGCGAUUUAGAAAGAAUGAAAUUUUUAGAUUCUGUUAGAUUAAAUGAUAAACAAGCAAGUCAUAUUAACAAUCAAGUAAGUCGAAUUAAUGAUCAUGUAAAACCAAUUGAUUUAAAUAAUGUUGAAUUUAAUGAAGAAUGCAUCAAACCAACAGAGAUAUUGGAGCUUAAAAAAAAUAAUAUUGAAAAACUUGAUUGGGAAGACAAAAAUAAAAUAAUACCACAAUAUACAAAUCAUCAUGAUUCCAGCCAUCAUAAUUCUAUUAAUUGUACAAUUGAUUGUGAGAAAAAUCUGCAUGAAAAUCUUUCACAAUGCUCUAAUAUUAUGUCACGCAAUCCUUUAUCUCCUGAUCUUGGCGAAAGCACUGUUUUUUUGGAGACUACCAAUCAGACACCUAUGAAUUUAAAUACAGAUGAUAAAGUAUCUGACUUAGCACCUGGUAGUGUAUUUCAAAUUGAAUCUGAAAUUAGUGAAAAGUUAGAAUCUUUAGUAUAUGACCAUAAUAAUAUGGAAUCAGGUAAAGUAAUAAAUCAUCUAGAAAAUAAGAUUCACUUUUUAAAUCCAGAUUUGUAUUCGGAGGUUGAUGCAUCGUCCUCAACUCAAAACUAUAAUUUAGAGUCUUGCAAUAAGUCAGAAAACUUAAUAAUCGAUAAUAAAAUUCAAUCUAAAAUAUGUAAUAAGUUACAGCAUAACAAUCAUGUUCAACCAUUGCAAGAAAUCCAUAAAGAGCAGAAAAGUAAAGUUAAUAGUUUAUACAAUCCAGAUAGUUUAGUAAUUUUUCCUGAUGAACAAAAUGAAAAAAAAAUUAACUUAAAUACCGAAAAAAAUUAUUUUGACCCAGAUAGAGUUAUCAUUUUUCCAGACCAAAUCCCAAAGGAUUCAGAAAUCUCAAAGGAUUCAGAACCUCCAAAUGGUGCUAAUCCUUGGCGUAUUCAUGCAUUGUCACAUAAAAGUGCAUUCUCAAAAAUAUCACCUUUAUCAAGAGAUAGUUCUAUUAGUAAAAGUAGUGAGGUUAUUAACACAGAUGCUCUGAGACUAGUAGGUGCAGAUGUUAUGGCUCUUGAUGAAGGAGAAAGUGUUUUGGAUAAAGGUAAUGACUUAAAAAAGAGUAUACACUUUGAAAAAGAAUUAACCUCUGAAACAAAGUCAAAAUCUACUGACAAUUUCUUGAGUAAUCAAAAAAGUAGUUUUUUUUAUAAUAAAAGUCUUUCUCAGGAUGGAGACUCUUUGCUUAGUGCGUUGCCUAAGUUCGAAGAAAAUACCUCGAGUUUUCUAUCUUAUACAAAUAAUCAACAACUUUUAAAUGACUUUCCUUCAAAAAAACGUCAAACAGAGCCUUUAAAAAAUCAAGUUUCAUUAACAAAAGAUUAUAAGCUAUCGAUAAAAAAUCAGACAUUUGAUUUAAGAUCAAAAGAUCAAGAAGUAGUUCAAAAAAAAGUGCCGCCUAAAACCCUUCCGAAACGAAAAAUAUCGAACGAUAAACCUUUAGAAUUACGGCAAACGUCGAAUGAUAUUAAUGUUAGACCUUCGGAAUUUGUUCAGAUAUCAAAUGAAAGUAAUGUAAGACCUUCAGAAUUAGCAAGAAUUUCACAGCUACUGUCGUCAAAAAAUUGAGCUAUUUAUUUUUGGAGUGUCUGUAUUUAUUGUUUUAUAAUGUAAAUUAUUUAGUAUAUUAUUAUCUAUAUAUUAAGUCAAAUAUUGAAAUAACUGAAAUAUUAUAAUCUGCCAAAGCAUAAUAUAUAAUAUAUUA